AUGGCCGCUGCAAGCUCGCAUGGCGUCUCCAUGCUCGAGGCUGCCGUGCGAGACACAUUUGCCACCCUUGUCAAAGUCCAUUGCGUCCCAUUCGUGCUGGCCGAGAAGACCGACGCUGCGGUCGCUGCGUAUGGCUGCCGAUCUUGGGCUGUCCUGUGUCGAUGUGGGCGACACGGCACCGGUGUGUGCCGGCGAGCGCGGCGAUUCUGGAGAGGCGUGCGGAGACGCACGCCGCCAUGCGUGCUGCUGGUCCUUGUUCGUCGGAGAAGGCCGGCUAGAGACGUUAUAGGAGCUACGGUGCAGAUCUGCGCUCUGGACUUGGCCGUGUUGAUCAUCACGGUCCUCGCCGUCGUGGCGUAG
Messenger RNA from Sporothrix schenckii 1099-18, 360 nucleotides. RefSeq lists its product as uncharacterized. The record is from RefSeq and is a predicted model, not a curated record. NCBI's taxonomy places the organism in Eukaryota, Fungi, Ascomycota, Sordariomycetes, Ophiostomatales, Ophiostomataceae. The coding region runs from base 1 to 360 and encodes 119 amino acids. The transcript is spliced from 2 exons.